GUCGAGAAGUAGUAUUUGAAAUUGAUCAAUUAGCUACCAAGAGUGAAAAAUCUAUUCUUUGCCGUUAUGGUAAUACUACGGUAUUGACUGUGCUAACAAUUAAACAAUUAGCAAAGGAGGUUAAUUCAUUUUUUCCUUUAACAAUUAACUUUGAAGAAAAAUUUUAUGCAGUAGGAAAGAUUCCUAAUGCUUUUGGCAAGCGAGAAGGUAAACCGAGUCAUGAUGCUAUCACGGCGGCUCGAAUGAUUGAUCGUUCACUGCGAAGUCUUUUUCCUUUAGGAAGUAAUCAAGAGGUGCAAAUAAGUAACUGUGUUCUUUCAUUAGAUCAAGAAUGCGAUCCUCCAGUAGUGAUUGGUAAAGAAAAAGAUAAUUUUAUUUGUAAUCCUAGUAGCGAACAGUUAAAUAAUUCUCUUUUCGAACUAAUUGUUAGUGCUACGGAAGAGAAGAUUACUAUGUUAGAUGGUGCAGCCCAGGAAAUAAGUGAAAAAGAAUUAGAAAAGGCCAUAAAUUUUGCCCAAAAAGAAAUCCUUGUAUUAAUCGGUUUUUUUCGUCACAUUGCUAGCGUAUUAGAAGUUAAAAAAGAACCGAUGAUAACAAAAGAAAUUGACUUAGAUAUUCAACAAAAUGAAACAAAGCAGGUUCGCCUCGAUGGAAGAAGAGUUGGAGAGAUCCGUCCCUUGAAAAUUAAUAUUGACUAUUUGCCUAAUGUUCAUGGGAGUGCAGUUUUUGAACGAGGAGAAACAAAGGUUCUCGCGGUGGUGACUAUUGGAAAAAUUAGUGACAAGCAAUUAGUUGACAGUAUAUUUUCUCGUUAUCAUAAGUAUUUUAUUCAUCACUAUAAUUUUCCCCAGUUUGCUGUCAAUGAAGUAGCUAGUUACCGCGGCGUGUCUAGGCGGGAAGUUGGUCAUGGUGAGUUAGUAGAAAAAACCUUUGAUUAUUUACUUCCUGAAGUCAGCAAUUUUCCUUAUACUAUUCGAGUAGUUUCAGAAGUUUUUUCCUCAGAUGGCUCUUCUUCUCAGGCUUCUGUAUGUGCUGCUUCUUUAGCUUUGAUGACUGCUGGCGUUCCGCUUGUUAGGCCAGCGGCUGGAAUAGCCUUGGGAUUGUUUGAAGGGCAAAUAUAUACUGACCUUAACGGUCUAGAAGACAAAUUAGGAGAAAUGGAUUUCAAGAUUGCCGGAACUGAAAAAGGUAUUUGUUCGCUACAACUGGAUGUAAAGAACAAUGGAAUUAGUAGUAAACUUUUAAGAGAAUCUUUGGAAAAAGCUCGUCAGGCUCGGCUCUAUAUAUUAUCUGAAAUGAAGCAUUUAAUUCUUCAUCCUCGUUCUACUUUGCCUACUCAAGUCAUUAAGUGUCGUAGUUUCUAUGUGGAGAAAGAAGUAAUUGGUUUAAUUAUUGGUCCGCGGGGUAAAACGAUCAAUCAGUUGACGGAGGAGACUGGUUCAACUAUUGAAAUUGAAGAUGAUGGAUAUGUAAUAAUUUACAAUCAGGAAGAAAAAAAAUUAGAAAGAACUUACCAAGCAAUCAAAGAAAAUCCGAAGGAAGAAAUUAAUAAAGAAUUAAAGGGCAUUAAGCGCACUACUGGGCAGCAUCCAGGAGGUCUAUUGAUCACUUUACCAAAUACUGACAUUCAAAAAUAUACUCCUCUUAACUAUCCGGCUGACAACCGUCAAGCAGAAUGGAUGACUACCCAUUUCGAGUAUAGUUUUUUAUCCGAAAUGUUCCUUAAAGUUGACAUGUUAGGACACGAUGAGCCAACUAUCUUACAAAAGUUGUUCCAAUUAACUGGAAUUGAUCCUGAAAAAAUUUCUUUUCGAGAUGAAAAAGUAAUGAAAAUGUUUACAGAAGCUGAUACUCUAGGAAUUCCAGAGUUCGGUACUGAUUUUGUCAAAAGGAAUUUAUUAACUCCUUUAAAACCAACUAAGUUUUCUCAAUUAGUCCAAAUUUCUGGUUUCUCACAUGGAACCAAUGUCUGA
Ambispora leptoticha is the source of this 1973-nucleotide messenger RNA. The record is from the annotation of a GenBank genome assembly. Lineage: Eukaryota; Fungi; Glomeromycota; Glomeromycetes; Archaeosporales; Ambisporaceae.